Linum trigynum is the source of this 1647-nucleotide messenger RNA. The record is from the annotation of a GenBank genome assembly. Lineage: Eukaryota; Viridiplantae; Streptophyta; Magnoliopsida; Malpighiales; Linaceae.
ACCAGCAAUAAUAGGAAAAUAUCCUUCAUUUCUUCAUCAUCACAGACUUGGCAGCGGAGGUGGAAGCUCUGCUACCUGCAAUUCUAGCUACAUGCCUUUUGGCGUCCCACGAUGAACCAGUACUACCGGCACCUCCUUUCGGGGGUCCUCCUCAGCCUCUUCCUCGUCGCAGGCUUCACCGACGGUGAAUCUAGGAUUCGGCUGCCGGCGCCCUCUAACCGCGGUAGCAUGUGUGAUGAGCUCAUCCGACCGGCCGGGUACCCAUGCAUCGAACACACAGCCCAAACUACGGAUGGGUACUUGUUGGCUCUCCAAAGGGUUUCCUCCAGACAUGGAAACAUCACCUCAAACGUCGGGCAGGCUCCUCCCGUACUGCUUCUACACGGCGUCUUUAUGGGCGGCGACUGCUGGUUUCUGAAUUCUCCGGAGCAGUCUCUAGGCUUCAUCCUUGCCGACCAGGGCUUUGAUGUCUGGGUCGGCAACGUGCGGGGCACAUACUGGAGCCGUGGCCACAUAUAUCUCUCAGAGGAUGACAGCAAAUAUUGGGACUGGAGUUGGCAGGAGUUGGCGAUGAAUGACCUGACGGAGAUGCUACACUUCAUACACGCCGAAACAAGCUCCAAACCUUUCAUUGUUGGUCAUUCUCAGGGGACAAUCAUGACGCUGGCUGGUCUGACUCAGCCGCAGAUCGUGCAAAUGGUGGAAGCUGCCGCCCUCCUCUGCCCAAUCUCUUAUUUGGAUCACGUUUCUGCCACUAUUCCCCGUCAAUUGGUCACUUUCCACGUCGAUAAGCUAAUUGUUGCCGCGGGCAUACACGAGUUGAAUUUAAGAGGCAAGUGGUCUAACAAGCUGUUGGGUUUCUUGUGUGAUCAAUACAAACAUUGCGACAACAUUCUCAACAUCCUCACAGGGUACAAUUGCUGCUUCAACAAUUCACGCUUGGACUUCUACCUUGAAUACGAACCAAACCCAACAUCUGCCAAGAACCUCGCCCAUCUUUUCCAGAUGAUUCGGAAGGGCACUUUUGCUCGGUACGAUUACGGGAUAUUCAAAAACUACAAGCUUUACGGGCAGACUACUCCGCCGGUAUUCGAUCUAGGGCGCAUACCGGAUUCCUUCCCGCUGUGGAUGGGGUACGGUGGUCAGGAUGGUCUGGCCGACCCGGCCGACUUCAACCACACGCUCAGGGAGCUGCGCGACCAGGCCAAGUUACACUACGUCGACCGCUACGGCCAUGCCGACUUCCUCUACGGCACUCGAGCCAAACAAGAUGUCUACGACGACUUGAUUGGCUUUUUCAGGUCUGUAAUGGCCCGACACUCUGCCACUGCUUAGCCCUACUCAUGAUCAUUCCCAAGAAACGAACUGGCCUCGCGGCGGGCCUAUCAAGCUCACAACUUAAUUUGGUUGUAUCAACAUGGGCACAAAAUGUAAAUAGAAAAUAUGCAUCAAUAAGGAAGCAAGCUCUAGCUUGUUUCGGGUCACACAACACCACCAUGUUUGUGGAAUUGUGGCCCAAAUGUCAGUAUGUACGGAAACCAGUGCCCAUUAAAAAAAAAAUGUGCCGAAGUUUCUGCUUGUACGUUAAUUAAACUUGUCACUUCCUAUCAACUUGAUACUCAAAACUGAUAAAGUCGCAAUUUAAGG